CCAUCUAGUGCCUACACGUAAUGGGGAGGUUAUCAGCGGAAGUCUGUCCCAGGCCAGCCCUGCUCUUUCCCCCUGUGGAGGGCAUAACCCAGUCCCAGCAGCCCUCUUAUCAGGAGAAAGUCUCUGACUAUGAGACUAAGUUGAUGGACUCGGAUGUGGAACAGCUCCGUAUUCCAGAACAAGAGCACAAUUGUGUGGUGAAAAUGCCGUCUGGCGAAUUCUCACGGAUUUGUAGAGACCUGUCCCAAAUCGGGGAUGCUGUCCUGAUCACUUGUGCGGAAGGCGGGGUCCAGUUCUCAGCCAGUGGGGAGUUGGGCACUGGCAACAUCAAGCUGUCCCAGACCAACAUUGUGGACAAUGAGGAUGAGUCAGUGAGAGAGGCCUGACUGCCUCCACACACAUACUCACACGCCCUGACAGUCAAAUCAACAGACACAGGACAUAAUUUGUAGUCAGGCAACUAACCACUAGGCCGACCACUUCAAUAGCAAUUACUGUAGUUGUUUGGAUUGUUGACUUGAGCCAAGUGCACUGCACACUUAAUAAUUAGAUGGGUGCUUACAUUUGUUUCAAGUGUGUAUUAUACACGUGUGAACUGGAAAUGUGUUUUUUGCAUAUCCCGCUCCCCUUGAAAGCGGGAUCAGUGCCAGGAAUCAUCCAUUAUUAUCCAGUGACCCUGAAGCAAUUAAGGUUAAGUGCCUUGCUCAAGGUCACAUCAACAUAUUUUUCAUCAACCAAAUGGUUAAGACCGCCCCAAUUGUCGAAUCCUCAAGGCGCUCCGUUUCUACUCUUAGAGCUUCAAAGAAGUAACAGAGGAAAUGGGAGUUGAGUGUUUAAUUUUGCACGCCCAAUUUUUCAGUUUUUGAUUUGUUAAAAAAGUGUGAAAUAUCCAAUAAAUGUC
Oncorhynchus mykiss (rainbow trout) is the source of this 901-nucleotide messenger RNA. Its product is annotated as DNA sliding clamp PCNA. Gene Ontology annotation, cellular component: PCNA complex. NCBI's taxonomy places the organism in Eukaryota, Metazoa, Chordata, Actinopteri, Salmoniformes, Salmonidae. Gene Ontology annotation, molecular function: DNA polymerase processivity factor activity; DNA binding. Gene Ontology annotation, biological process: mismatch repair; leading strand elongation; regulation of DNA replication. The record is from RefSeq and is a predicted model, not a curated record.